AAGAUGAUAAAACCCAAAACCCUACAAAAACAUUUUGGUAAAAUCUCUCUGCUGAGAACUAACCCCUUCUUCUUCUUCCAGCUGAAACCUCUAUCAGUCUCUCUAUGUGUUUUACCAUCCUCUCUCAUUUCUAUAAUCAUCUCUAAAGUAAGUGCUCCUUUUACUCAUCUCUAAAAAAUAUCUUCCUUCCUAUCAUCAUGGAAAAGAGAUAUUUAAAGCCAAGUCACCCUCAAUAACCUAAAUUCUCUUCCCUACUCGAGUCUUCAGCACCUCUCAUCGUUCUCUUUUCCUUGCAAAUCAACCUAACCAACUCAGGAUCCGACCACGGUUUUGCCAGAUCCAUCUACUCUCCGCUCUUAUCUUUUCCCCCCUCAAUCGAAGGCUUUACUGUUUUGCAGAGCAGAAAACCCCUAAACCUUCUUCGGAUUCGUCGUUCUCCGGUGUUGUUUCAAUUCUUCAGCCUAGUGGCGCCUAUUCUUUGCUUGGCGGGAGAUGAAGUUGAGCUUCCAUGGAAUGGGCUUGGGUUCUCAGGAGGCCCAACAAAUAGCAAGAAAUGACUGAAGCCUUUUCAGGAGUGAAGAUAUUGAGAGAGAGAGAGACACAGCUAGCAGCAAUAGAUAUUUUUAGAAGACUUACAAAUAGGUCCCUAGAACUUAGCAUAUUAACAAUUUAAUCUUUAUACUUUCGUCUUAAAAUUUAUAAAAUCAUUUGACACUUUAAUUAUUCGUUAAUCUAACAUUAAGUCAAACCUAUUUUCGCAAGCCGAAAAUUGAGAUGUUAGAAUAAAAGUAAAUAAAAUGACCAAGAUUUGUUUUUGAAAGAAAAAGAUUAUCUAUUAUUAUGCACUAAUUUAUGUCUAAUUUAAGUUAAAAAGUAUUAUUUCAAAUUAAAUUGUCAAAUGCGCCAAACCUCGGGAACUUGAUUGUAAAUUUCCUUUUCUUUCAAUUUUCUUUUUGAAUAAGUAAAACAGUUAAUUAAAAAAUUAAAGAAAAUGGGAGAAAUAGAAAAAGAUGAUAAAACCUAAAACCCUACAAAAACAUUUUGGUAAAAUCUCUCUACUGAGAACUAACCCCUUCUUCUUCUUCCAGCUGAAACCUCUAUCAGUCUCUCUCUCUGUGUGUUUUUUACCAUCAUCUCUCAUUUCCAUAUUCAUCUCUAAAGUUAUGGAGAUUCCAGGCAGGGCAUUUCGAAGAAAGAGAGCGUCGUCGUUGGAUAUUCUGUCGUCGAAACGCACUCCUCGUGAUUAUUAUAAGGGAAAGAAUUGCAAGCCUACUGGUUUUCACAAUCGCAAAGGUGGCUACAUUAUUGUACCUGAGAAAUUGCCGAACUAUGUUGUACCUGAUUUGACUGACUUCAAGCUAAAGCCGUAUGUUUCUCAAUGUGCAACACAAAUUAAAACAACCGAAGCAUCUGCAGCAGAAAAAUAAGGAAAUGGAGUGGGAACAGGAAUUCAAUCUGUGACGUCGUCAUCCAGCUGCCACUUGGUUAAUCUAUUCUUAAGUUAAGUUUGUCGUCUUCUGAGUUGCCAUUAUGAAGUUCUAUCCGAAAGGGAUGAGACCCAAUUAGGUGGUCUUUCUGUGCACGUUAAACUAAUGAAUUCUUACUUGCUGGUUAAACUAUCAUCGUUUAUUAUCUCCUUUAUUGGUAGCAAUAAUUUACAGAAUCAUGUCUUGUCUUUAACUUCUUAAGUUAUGUGGUCUUGUGAUGACCAAAACAUAUCCCCAGCCUUAUAGUAAUGGAAAUUGUGUGAAAUUGAAAUCAUGAUAUUUCUUUUUCCUUUUUCCUCCA
Messenger RNA from Ricinus communis (castor bean), 1788 nucleotides. RefSeq names its product 39S ribosomal protein L41, mitochondrial-like. The record is from RefSeq and is a predicted model, not a curated record. The coding region runs from base 1011 to 1427 and encodes 138 amino acids. NCBI's taxonomy places the organism in Eukaryota, Viridiplantae, Streptophyta, Magnoliopsida, Malpighiales, Euphorbiaceae. Gene Ontology annotation, molecular function: structural constituent of ribosome. Gene Ontology annotation, biological process: translation. The transcript has 6 exons. Gene Ontology annotation, cellular component: mitochondrial large ribosomal subunit.